Molecule: messenger RNA, 3656 nt
Organism: Parasteatoda tepidariorum (common house spider)
Lineage: Eukaryota; Metazoa; Arthropoda; Arachnida; Araneae; Theridiidae
Biological process (GO): anatomical structure morphogenesis
Source: RefSeq, a predicted model, not a curated record
CAACGAAGUAGAAUGCUUAGGUUUAGCAUCGUAACUGUCUUUGGUAUUUCAGCUACUUAAUAGUUGUAUUGUUUUUAAUGUGUGUGUAGCACCAGCAAGUUGUCGUUAUGAAACGAAAUCGGAUGUGAUACUUCUGACUCCUGAUUCCCUUCAAUUUGCGGCCACAGCAACAGACUGUAUGGAUCAAUGUGAUGCAGAAACAGCUUUCAACUGCUGGUCUUACAGCUACGUCGACAACCGAUGCCAGCUGAGCGGAGACAGCAGCGUCACCUGGGGAAAAAAUGUCCAACUGCCCAAGCAUCCGGGUGCAGUUUACGGAGAAUUGAAAUGCUUUUUCGAACAAUGUGAUAAUGGAGUGAUGACUUUUGAAAAGAUGACCGGUGUUCUUUUGAGGUCAGCUCAAGGCACGAUGAUGAAAGUGGAGAAGCCAGGAGCACUGGGCAAUACACUGGAGUGUGCUCAAAUAUGCCUGGAGGAUGGAACAGAGUGUCCGGCAUUCAGUGACCACUAUCACAACAUGAGAUGUGACAGACUGGACAGGAAUUCAAAUGGUCGAACUCAGGAAUUGAUUGCGAGAGACGGUGAAAGCUACUUUGAAAAAAUAUGCCUCCAAGGUCCUGAAGCUCAAACGUGUUCUGACAAAUCGUGGGCCUUUGAGCGUGCCUUGGGUUAUGAGAUGUCUGAGAGCCUGUACCAGAAAUCGAUCAACAAAGUGGAGACGAGAACAUCCUGCAUUCAGUUGUGUCUCUCUGAGAGGGAGUUCACCUGCAGGUCAGCGAGAUACGACGAAGAGAGCGGAGAUUGCAGACUCUCACCUGCAGACCGAAGAACAGAACCAACAAAAUACUACAGAAGUGAAGAUUCGAGAGUGAGCUAUUUGGAGAACAGUUGCCUACCAGUGGACACUACGUGCCCCUACGUGGAAACAGAAGAUGCUUAUCCGACCUACGCCAACAUUAUACAAACGGAGGGAGUGUCCACCCUAGAGUCAUGCCGGGAUUUGUGCACAGAGCUGAAGAGGUUUUCGUGUCGUUCGUUCUCUUACUACUCCAGCGCCCUCCAGUGUUUCUUAAGUGGCGAUGAUAAGGCCAGCGGGGGUUCAGCAGCGAUUCAACGUCGUCCAGGAAUAGUAUACUACGAGAGAAUGUGCCCCCACGCAACCACCCUCGAAGCACUGCAGGCAGAUACAACCGAAGUGACUCUUCCUGUGUCCAUUCCUUCUGCUGUGGUGUCCAGCAACACGCAAGCUCAAGAAAAAGAAACAACCCUGAAGACGAGGCCACCCUAUCAACCGCAAGAACCUUCGCCGCGUCCAGAAUGUUCUCCGAGGGAGAGGUUAAUUUUCGAAAGAGUGACCGGAUAUGAACCAUUCGGAGUGACCUCCACUCUUCUGUACAGAGGUGAUAGUUCAACUCCUGGAAUCACAGCUGAAUGUGUGAGGCGAUGCCAGACAUUAACUGACUGUCGUUCUUUUAUACUGGACCACCAGAGAUUUGAGUGCAGCACCGUACAAGAUCCACCCAGCAUUCAUCCAGCAGAUUUCAGAUCUUCCAUUGGAAAGACUUUCUUUGGCGGUAUAUGUGUACCCGCUUAUGUGGGAUGCUCCAAGUUGUGGGUCUACGAAAGAACAACAGAUCACGAACUUCAAGGUUUGUCUCCAAUCGACGUGGUCAGGGUGGUCAGUUUAGAACAGUGUCAACAAUUUUGCCUCGAAAGCCGAAAGUACGUGUGCAGAGCAGCUAACUAUUUCCAUUUGAGAAGAGAAUGUCACAUCUUUGAUGACGACAGGACAGCCGACAAUGCUCGACUGGCACCUGCUAGCCGAGUCGACUUUUUUGAAAACCAAUGUCUUGUAGAGACCUCUUUUUGUCCUUACCAAAAAUCGGAGGAAAAUUUGGCGAUGGUGUACGUGACCAAAUCCAUAGUGGACACACCGUCCACCCUGCACUGUGAGAGAGAGUGCAACCGAGAGAGGGAAUUCAACUGCAGGAGCUAUACUUAUUGGGACAGGGGUGCCCACGGUAGCCUCUGCAUGCUGAGUGCUGAGAGUCGACUCACCGGUCAGGGGCAUGGACUCUCCUACAGGCAGGGGGCCACUUUCUCCGGCAAAACAUGUCAAUUGUCUCCUCCUGAAAGUCGGGAAUCGCAUACAACUUCGACGACCGUCACAGGGGGGGAUGUAACACAUCAUCCAACAAGGGUGACAGAUAUUCCGACUUUUAAGCCGCCUCCAAUAAUUCCACCUCCACUAUUUCCACCUCCCCUAUUUCCACCUCCAUUCUGCACACCCCACGAGUUCACCUACGAGAAAGUGAUCGGCCAUGACGUGAGAGGAGGUAGAAGGGAGAGGAUACCCACCCGACUACCCAUCGGGGUGGUGCAAUCCUGUCAGAUGGAAUGUCAGAAACACGGAGAGAGAUGUCAGGGAUUUGUUGUUCAAUACAAGAGUUAUCAGAACUGUUACAUCAUUCUGAGAGAUCCCACCGACGAUCCUGUGUUGGUACCUUCACUCGACUCCAUUUACUUCAACAAAGUCUGCCUCAGAGAGAAAGCGUGCCAAAAGAUCUGGAGUUUUGAAAGGUACCUCCACUACGAGAUUCACGGAGAACCCAUCCGAGAAAUAGGGGGUGUAGCAGAAAGGGCUGAUUGUGAAGAUCUGUGUCUUCGAGAGAGUUGCAAAUCAGCCGUCUACCACUACCUCGACAGAAAGUGUUUGUUGUACUCUGAGACGAAGCGAUCUGCACCCAACAGAUUUCUCUAUUCCAACGAAGAAGUCGAAUACCUUGACAAUCAAUGCAUAUCAGAAGCCCCGACCUGCCAGUAUCGAGAUUUUCCGGAUCGUUUCCUUCAGCAAUUGGACAGACUGUCGAAAGCAUACAACCUGAAGGAUUGCCAGCGACAGUGUGACACAGAAAGGGAAUUCACGUGUCGAUCUGUGAACUUCGAGACUGUGGCCAAAGACUGUGCCCUCAGCAGUGAAGAUAUUUCCAGUGUGCCCCAGGGUGUGAACGCCCUCCAACCCAGACGAAAUUCACUCUACAGUGAAAAAGGCAGUUGUGAACAAGUGUCUGUGCAGUGCAAUCCACAAGACAUGCUCCUUACAAUCCACUUUGACAGUCCAUUUCAUGGGAGAGUGUAUGCCAAAGGAAAUCCAUCCCUCUGCUUUGUAGUGGGCACAGGUCAGACCAGCUUACAGUUUGCAAUCUCUAUGGGGGCUCGUUGUGGCACCACAGCUGAGACGACAGAACAAUUUGUGAAUGAGGUGGUGAUUCAACAACAUCCAGUCAUCAUGACAGAUCAUGACAAAACCAUCAAAGUCGUCUGCUCUUUUGAAGUGAUGGAGAGGACAUAUACUAUGGCAGGACCAGGUAUAUCAGGAGGAUCGGGUGUAGAUGUUGCACGAACCUACAACAAAGCUGCACUGACCGCUGUUGUGACCAAUACUGCACCUCCACCGAAUGUGGCCAUGAGAGUUCUGGACAGAACAGGAAAGGACGCCAGAGCUGUUGGACUCGGCGAAGAACUCACUUUAAAAAUCGAACUGAGAGAGUCUUCCAGUGCUUUUGCAAUUUUUGCACGCAACUUGUAUGCUCGAAGCACCAACGGAGAAUCCCUAUUCCUGAUUGAUAGCUCUGGGUAAUUAAGAUACUAUUUAA